This is a messenger RNA of Phytomonas sp. EM1, 2412 nucleotides long. The record is from the annotation of a GenBank genome assembly. Lineage: Eukaryota; Euglenozoa; Kinetoplastea; Trypanosomatida; Trypanosomatidae.
AUGUGGGCGUUUGGUGCAAUAAAUACCGGCCCACCCCAACGGAUAGCCUCAAAGGAAAAGGCUUCUGAAGGUUCACUUGAAAUCGCUAGCGAUGAGUCUACAUUAGAGUCAUUAGUACCAACCACGGUCAAUGGGACACACUCUGGGGCUUGUGCAUCCCCAGUGAAAGGCAGUGUUUGUAGCAAGCUUCCAUCUACCCUCGCUAGCAGAGGGGAGAACGACAGCAUGGAGGCAGAGCAUCAGAACCUCCCAAGGUUUCCUUAUGUAGAUAACCUUUUAUCUACUGAGGCUCUUGUAGGGCUCAGCACCACUGCAGAUAACUUAGCAGACCUCGACAGACCCGAGGUCAGCUGCCGUGCCCCUGAAAGCCACCUUUCAUCAAGCCACAAAGCUUUUAGUAUGCUGAACCUGUUGAGCUUCUCGGACAACCGCAGUGAUGAUCAGCUAACCCACAAUGACGCACUGCCGUUGGGGCACGACGGAAAAUACAAAGUUCUAGAUUCAAGCAAGCAUUGUUUCGUUACCGGGAAGCUUUCAACUGACGAAAAAAAGCACGAAGGGGAUAGUAAAAAAGGGUGCAAGCGCGAUAACACUGACGCCAAUACGCACAGUCUAUUACCAAAUCAGCUUCAGUUCCCUUCUGAGAACCUGAAGCGUUCCCCGCUACCUUUUUUUGCUGCUGAGAAUAAGAGCACGUGCGUUGUAUUUCUUUGCUGUCAUGCAAACUGUUGUGAUGCCCAAAAGUUAGCUGAUGCGACCAAUUCGAUUGGUGGACAUCAUUUUUCAAUCGCUCACGGAGGUGUCUUCAUGAAGGAGUCCUGCUCAUGGAGGGAAGAGAACUUUUACGAAAUGCUCGCAGAGUACCAGGUAGAUCUGGUUAAGGAGAGGGUUCGACGCAAAUCACUGGAGUGUUGCCCAGAGCACUCGUGGAGCGAAGGUUCAUGGAAGCAAUAUGGUGCUUAUGAGAAUUCACGUCUAAAAGUCGUGUUGGGCAUAAACCCUAGCUCGAUGGCUAACCUAAACAAAGACGAUUGUCAAGACUCCAGUUUAGGUACCGAGGUGCUAGAAUCGAUGCAGAGGGCGGCCAUGUGUUGGUGGCGGGCUGGUGGCCUCAAUAAUGAUGAUGAGCUUCAUGCAAAUAAAAGUUGCGAAUUUCAUGAUAAUAGCAGCAAUCAAAUAGAACAAGAACAACGGCAGAACAGUGGAUCAACACUUCAUAUGGCUGCUUUGAAUAACCCAGGUGCUAGAAAUGAUGAAGGCCACGUUGAUGCAGCGGCUGAGUACGAACAGAAUCGAUAUACUGAAAGGCAUCACUCUUUGAGGCUGCUAGCCCGUUUCGUAUCACGCUUUUAUGGGGUUUGUAAUUUAAUUAAGCGACAGUCCACCGCGGCGUGUUGCCGCCACCGGGGUCUAGACUCGCUUCUUUCUACAGAAAGGCACACUCUUGAGAACAGAAUAGGGGGCGAAAGUCUCAUACGUAGCGAUCCCCCCUUCGACGAUGGAGGGGAGAUAAGAAUCGAAGCGGCGACUGCCACGCAGCACGUCCCCAAGCUAUCUUUGUCUGAGUCGGACCAUGAGGAGGGCAUCCAAACGGCAUCACCUGCUGUCUCAGCGAAAACAUCAUCUGCGAGGGUGAACAGUUACCAGGGGGGCUGCUCCUCGUGCAUGGACCCCCCUGCUGCAUUGUCGGCGCCCAUUGACUUAAGCAGCAACGAUUAUAAGAUUUCCUCGCCAUCCACAGAACUUAAGAUGGAGCUGCCGCGAAACUGGGCCAAUGCGGGGUGGGUAAUUCACACGUCAGUUCCGAACAGCACUGAGUGUGAUGAUACCGAAAAGGACGAGGAAAAAGGAAAGGCGUAUCGUAUGAUCGUUCUUGAAGACGUGUGCUACGGCUUCAAGUACCCCUGUGUGUUAGACGUGAAGAUAGGUAGUCGACAGUACGGCCUCAACGCAUCCUCUGUCAAGAAGGCGAGCAAGGAGUAUAAGUCUAGGCUUUCGACCUCGGCACGACAUCACAUCCGGCUGGCUGGGAUAAAAAUGUGGGACGCAGCGCGUCACAAGUACGUGACCAAAACAAAACUGUACUGCCGUAGUCUGUCCCUAAGUCAGGUUAAGACGGAAAUUUCGAACUUCCUUUUGCAUAGUCGGGAACUCGGGCGCGCGUUCCGCCGGUAUAUCGAGGAGCUCCGCGAGACAAUGCAAUGCCAAAAAGCAUUUCGCUUCUACACCUCAUCGCUUUUGUUUAUUUAUGAUGCAGUGCGGGCCGUCGAGACGGCGCGAAUUAUCAUGGUUGACUUUGCUUACACCUACGAAAGAUGGGAGCUUGUCGAAGGCAAAGACCCAGACGCGGUGUAUGCUUUCGACGAGGGGUAUAUUAAGGCAUUGGACACCUUGAUUUCCUUGAUCCCAUAG